CGAAAAAAAAUGGAACUUUGAUGCCGUACCGACUUGCGAAUUCAAUUCCUUAUAAAACCAAAAGAUGAUUCUUCGGUCAUCAUCAUACGCCAGUUCAACGUACAUUCUUCCAUCGAAAUGUUUCAGCUAGUUGUUCUCAGCGCACUCGCCGUCAUCGGAACCCUUCCGAUAACCCGAGCUCAGAAUGGUCCGGAGGGUUGUGUCGCCGCCAGCUGCAGCACUUUCCAGCAGAUCAACACCCUGUACUGCCACGCCAAUCCGGCUUGGUUCUGCCAGUGUCGUCCGGGCUUAGGCAACGUCUGGAUCCUUCAGGUGAUGACCUGUCCCGAGCCGGAAACGGUGUUCAGUUUCCGCCAUCAGGUCUGUGUCCAUCCUUCGAUGCGGGACGAAGCCGAGUGCGACCCUGCCGGUGCCGGCGAUGGACCUGAUGACACCGACAUUGAAGACGAUGUUGACCGUGCCUGUGAGCUGGCUCCUUGUGGAACUUUCGAGGAAAUCAAUACCCUGACGUGCCAUCCGGAUGUGAAGCGAUUCUGCCAGUGCCGACCGAUUUCGACGCAGCCCGAGGAUCCCAAUAGGGGACUGUUCGUGGCGAUAGCGAUGCCUUGCGCUGAAGGGACUUCGUUCAGCUUCCGGCAGCAGACAUGUGCUCGCGAUGAACUGUGGGUCGACAGCUGUCCUCCGUGAACGUCUUUGGAUUCAAGUUUUGGCUAAUAAAUAAUGAAAUCAUGUUUUGGAA
Aedes aegypti (yellow fever mosquito) is the source of this 739-nucleotide messenger RNA. RefSeq lists its product as uncharacterized. The transcript is spliced from 2 exons. The coding region runs from base 118 to 687 and encodes 189 amino acids. The record is from RefSeq and is a predicted model, not a curated record. NCBI's taxonomy places the organism in Eukaryota, Metazoa, Arthropoda, Insecta, Diptera, Culicidae.